This is a messenger RNA of Sander lucioperca (pikeperch), 1912 nucleotides long. It is a transcript of the gene opn3, whose product is annotated as opsin 3. Gene Ontology annotation, cellular component: membrane; photoreceptor outer segment. Gene Ontology annotation, molecular function: G protein-coupled receptor activity. Bases 181 to 1344 code for a protein of 387 amino acids. Gene Ontology annotation, biological process: visual perception; G protein-coupled receptor signaling pathway. The record is from RefSeq and is a predicted model, not a curated record. Lineage: Eukaryota; Metazoa; Chordata; Actinopteri; Perciformes; Percidae. The transcript has 4 exons.
UUGACACAGUUUCAGUAAGAAGCAGCUCGAGGAGGUUUGAAUUAGCGGCGCGGGGGAGCGCGUGGAGAAGCGGCUGGACCCUACAGUGUCUCGUGCCCAGCUAGGGCGCGCGCUCACACACACACACACCGUGCGCAGCACAAUGCACCACAUUGGACGCCACAAGUUUUUAUCCACGCAAUGAAUCCUGCGAACGAAACCAGAGCGGAGAGAACUACAGAACAUUAUAUUUUUACAGCUGCCACCUACAAACUUCUCGCUUUUACUAUCGGGACCAUUGGAGUUUUCGGCUUUUGUAACAACGUCGUUGUCAUCAUACUCUACUGUAAAUUCAAGAGACUAAGGACGCCCACCAAUUUGCUACUGGUCAACAUAAGUUUGAGUGAUUUGCUGGUUUCUGUCAUCGGAAUAAACUUUACGUUUGCUUCGUGCGUCAGAGGCGGGUGGACUUGGAGCCAUGCGACAUGCAUCUGGGACGGCUUCAGCAACAGCUUAUUUGGCAUCGUUUCCAUCAUGACUUUGUCAGCCCUGGCCUAUGAGCGCUACAUCCGAGUGGUCCAUGCCCAGGUGGUGGACUUUCCCUGGGUGUGGCGGGCCAUUGCCCACAUUUGGCUGUACUCCCUGGCCUGGACAGGCGCUCCUCUGCUGGGGUGGAACCGCUACACGCUGGAGAUCCACCAGCUGGGCUGCUCCCUGGACUGGGCAUCUAAAGACCCCAAUGAUGCCUCCUUCAUCCUCUUCUUCCUCCUGGCCUGUUUCUUUGUGCCUGUGGGCAUCAUGAUCUACUGCUACGGGAACAUCCUCUACGCAGUGCAAAUGCUGCGCUCCAUCCAGGACCUCCAGACGGUUCAGAUCAUCAAGAUCUUGCGGUACGAGAAGAAGGUGGCCGCUAUGUUUUUGCUGAUGAUCUCCUGCUUCCUGGUGUGCUGGACGCCCUACGCCGUUGUGUCCAUGUUGGAGGCCUUCGGCAGGAAGAACUUGGUCUCUCCCACACUGGCCAUCAUCCCCUCCUUCUUUGCCAAGUCCAGCACCGCCUACAACCCCCUCAUCUAUGUGUUCAUGAGCAGAAAGUUCCGCCGCUGUUUGCUGCAGCUGAUCUGUUCGCGGCACACCUGGCUGCGGCGCGGCCUCAAGGAGCGGCCCCUGGCUCCGGUCCAGCGGCCCAUCCGACCCAUCGUCAUGUCCGGGUCGUGCAGCAGCAGGCACCGGCCCAAGAAGAGGGUGACUUUCAGCUCCUCCUCCAUCGUCUUCAUCAUCACCAGCAAUGACUUCCACCACCUGGAUGUCACCUCCAAAGAGAGUGAAUCCACAGAGGUUAAUGUCAUUCAAGUGAGGCCGUUGUGAUCCACAGGGACUGGACUUCUCAUAGCACCACUCAGUAUGCCUUAGGACAAUUAACAUGCAAAGCCAAAAUGAUCCUGUCUGACCUCCCUGGACAUUUCUGCAUCGACACAGUUACAGACUUAGUUACAACUAAUUGUAAAUAUCCAACUGUCAGCCCAAGAUCUCAGUCAAACAUAUAUAUAUGUGUACACUAUGACAGUGUUUUGUCUAAGCGGGUAGUAUGAACGUGUGACAUCAUCAUCUCAGGGGCGGAGCGAGAGGGUGGCUUCUGGGGCUCCAGCCCCGAAUGUUUUCUCAAAAGCCCAAAAUCUUUCAGGGUUUUAAAAUGACUAACUUUUUGUCAUUUACCCUCAGUCUCUCUGACUGGACUGGCAAAUCAAUGGAGCAAAAGUUAUAUUACUGGGGAAAUAUCCCCAUUCUGUUAACUCUACUAAAAGAGAUCAGAAAUUGAAGCCAAUUUUAGGUGGCAGGAGUGAAAAUUAGUCAUCCUCAACAUGUGUUCUGGUUUCAGAAUGAUGACAGUUGGAGAACAAUUAGAUACAAAACAGGAUGUAGGCUCUACAGGAUG